AUGGGAUCAAUCAGGCUCUCAUCCACUGAGUACGAAAUUGCAGUUUCCUCUAAUGAGGGUUUGGGUGGAUUGUUCUAUCAGCGGAUGCUUGAAGAUCCCUCGGCUAAGGCAAUCAUCGACGAGGAGGGCAGAAGUCUCACUUAUCGAGCCCUUCACUGGGCAGCUCUCGAGUUGGCACACAGUCUCCACAAGAGAGACUUCAAAGUGGAAGAACCUGUCGGCAUUCUUGUCUACCAUGGAAUUUGGGAUGCCAUCACACAGGUAGCCAUCAUUUACGCGGGAGGAACCUGUAUACCGCUUGAUCCCCUCUUGUCCGAUCAACAAGUCAUCGGUCGUCUACGGCGGCUGGGCGCUCGUUAUAUUCUUGUGGAUGAACCCAACAUGAACCAAAGGUUGUGCAGAUUCGUGGCGUCUCUAUCCUUCAUGUGUCAUACCACGCUCCCUUACCAGUCUGUCCAAAAGACAGACGUCGUAGGCCAUGCCCAUAGCACGAGUUUCGAUAUUACUCUCUUCGAGAUUUGGGGCGCGCUGAUCCAUGGCGCGACGAUCGGCGUACUCACUAAAUCAACACUGCUGGAUAUACAUGGUCUGGGAGUGGCCCUUCGUCGGCUCGGCAUUACCAUCAUGGUAAUCACAGCACCAUUGGUCAAUUUGGCUGCCACUACAUGUCCAGCCACCUUCGCACCCCUUCGAGUAAUUUUGAUGGGCGGAGAAGCGGUUAACUUGGUGGCCAUGAAGACUAUUCUGGUGGCCGGACCCCCGGAGCAUCUCAUUAACGCAUAUGGGCCCACGGAAUGUUGUGUCUAUUGCCUCACUCAUGAGAUCACGAUGGCAGAUAUAGAUGCAGGGUGUGUUAGCAUUGGGAAGCCAAUUGGGCACAAUGUUUGCUGUGUUUGUGACGAUGCGGGUCGAAUACUUCCUGACGGCGAAGAAGGCGAGUUGCUGGUAGGAGGGCCAGGUGUAUCAAUUGGUUAUUUCGACCAGCCUGACAAAAAUUCCGAAUCAUUCAUUUUUGUUGCUGGUAUGGACGAUCCCGUGACUGGCGAGCCCUACCGUAUGUACCGAACCGGUGAUAUGGUACGACGCCGCAGUGACGGCCAGCAUGAGUUCCUCGGACGUCGAGACCACCAGGUUAAAGUCCGUGGGUUCCGAAUUGAGCUCAGUGCUGUCGAUGCAGCUGUCAUGAAUACCGGCCAGUUCUCGGAAGUAGUUGCCAUGCGGAUGGAUGCAAAGGAGAAAGGGGCCGGAUCUACCCUGGUGGCCUUUGUCGUUCUUCGUCCAACCGCUGGGUCUCGCGCCGUGUCAGACGCGAUAGGCAAGCUACGUGCGACGCUACCGGACUAUAUGAUACCACACAUUGAAGUGCUCACCAAAUUACCCCUCAACUCUCAUGCCAAACUAGACCGCCGGAUGCUCAGUGAAAUGUAUCACCAACGGCGGGCCAAGUGUUUAAACGCUGGUUUUGAGACGGGUUUGAGCACAAGAGCGCACGUUUCUGGGAUAUGGGCAGCCAUCUUGGCUACCCCAGUUCCCCGUUACUCGGAUGAAGAUGACUUCUUCGCACACGGAGCCACUUCACUUCAAGCGUCGCUGUUGAUCAGUCAGAUUCGCCAGCAACUCAAAACCGAGAUUUCUCUGCUCACACUCUAUGAGAAUUCAACACUUGGGAAACUGGUCUCUAUCAUUGAGUCUAGUCAAGGAGCCUCGACUCCGACUGUUCGUAACGAGCGUGAGAUGUGGGUGGCCGACACCUUGCUUGCAGAUGACUUGCCGCUUCCGUGUGGGCCGGUCGUUGAUUGGCGCCUGGAUACCGAAGGCCGAGUAUUCUUAACGGGUGGCACUGGUUUUUUGGGAGCAUACAUGUUGGCCGAUCUGCUGAGUAUGCCGAGCGUGUAUCAGGUUGGCUGUCUGGUGCGCGCCGCUGAUGCCGUCGCGGGUCUGGAGCGCUUGAAAGCAGCAUUGGUCAAAUACGGUAUAUGGCGAGAUGCCUUCCUUUUGAAGCUUUUGCCUCUUUGUGGUAAGCUGGAAGAUUAUUGGCUUGGCUUGGGAAAGCGAAGAUUCGGGCAGAUUGCCCAAUGGGCCAGUGUUGUCUUCCAUCUUGGGGCAAAGGUCAAUUACACCCAGCCCUACUCGUUCCAUCGUUCGGCCAACAUUAUUGGCACAGUGAAUGUAGUCAGACUAGCCGUUACUGGCCGACUCAAGGGCUUACAUUACUGCUCCAGUAUCUCUUGCUUCGGACCGACAGGGUUUGUGACCGGCGCCAAACUCAUUUAUGAAGACGCGCCUCUCCUUCCACAUCUAGAUGCGCUCAAGUUCGAUCAUGGAUACGCUCAAAGUCAAUGGGCCGCCGAUGAACUACUUCGGCGACUCACUGGGCGCGGAUUUCCCAUUACCAUAUAUCGACCGGGCUUCAUCACAGGUGACCAUAAUACUGGCGCAUGCAACCCAGAUGACUUUUUCAGCCGGUUGAUUCGUGCCAGCUUGGAUUUGGGCUGCUACCCUGAUCUACCAAAUCAACGCAAAGAAUUCAUUCCCGUCGGCUAUGUAGUAGGCUCCAUGCUACAUAUUUCGUCCAAUAUUUUCGCAUCUGGUCAUGCUUUCCAUUUGGUACCCCGCGGAGAUGCCUCCCUCGGCAUUGGAGAUGCUAUGGAGCUACUGGGGAAAGUGAAGGGUGUCUCCAUACACUGCGUCAGUUAUGAGGAAUGGAUCGAGAAGCUCUCGGCCAGUACGAAUCUCAGUCUCCAACCUUUGCUCCCAAUGCUGGCGGAAAAAGUAUAUCAGGGCCUUAGUCGCUGGGAGUUGUAUGCGAAUAUGCCCAUAUAUGACGAUACCAAUACGAUGCGGGCUCUUAAAACGUAUCCUGGGGGCUUGGAAUGUCCGCAAUUUGACUUUGAACUGAUGAAGAGAUAUGUGGAAUACCUGGUGGGCCCUUGA
Penicillium canescens is the source of this 2934-nucleotide messenger RNA. RefSeq lists its product as uncharacterized. The record is from RefSeq and is a predicted model, not a curated record. The transcript has 2 exons. Bases 1 to 2934 code for a protein of 977 amino acids. Lineage: Eukaryota; Fungi; Ascomycota; Eurotiomycetes; Eurotiales; Aspergillaceae.